Molecule: messenger RNA, 1148 nt
Organism: Dacryopinax primogenitus
Lineage: Eukaryota; Fungi; Basidiomycota; Dacrymycetes; Dacrymycetales; Dacrymycetaceae
Exons: 1
Source: RefSeq, a predicted model, not a curated record
GUCAGCGGCUUCCUCUGCAUCCUCUCGGAAUUCUUCCUCACCGCCCUCGAACCUAACACCGCAGCCUGGAGAACGGUCUAUGAAUGUCUUGGCUCUCUCGCCGUUCCCGCAGCAGCAGGAUGGCUAGAAGCAAGCAGAGGGAACCGCAGUCUCUGGCUAGCAGCGCCCUGGCUCUGGGGGAUCGCCUACCAAACCCUAGGAGGGGGGAUAAUCAUCCCCCUCCAGAUGCUUGCUAUCAUCCUCACUGCCGACGAGCCCAAGCGUAUCCGGCAAGGCCAGAUCGCCCGCGCAGAUGCUGAAGGAGCGCUGCUCGGCCUUUUGCUGGGGUACGUAGCACCGUCGUUGUACCUCGCCCUCCGUCCGGACUCGCUCAUCGCCGCCGUGUGGCAAGCCUUCCCGAUCUACAUAUCAAUUAUCAAGGUCUUCUAUUCUACUCUACGCAGGCUCGUGACUCGCAAAGGCGCGACGCUCGACGGGUACUGGGCCACUCAGGUCACCUACGGCAUCUGCGGUCUCCUGGGACUCGCCUCCCACCUACGCGUCGUCUACAGUAUCAUCAGUUCCGUCAACUUUAUCGGAGAGCUGCAAUCCAUGUUCCUUCCGAGCAUCUUCAACCUUCCACCCGGAUCGUCGACCAACGCCGCAGCGUGGCACAUGCUCAAAUGGGACAACGCGCUCAUGUUCGGUUCAUGUCUCGUCGCCGCGCUCUGGCUGAGUAUCGAACUUGGAAAAGGGCUAGAAGGCCCGACGACGAUCGCUUUCGUCCAGGGUAUCCCGGCGUUUGGUCCAGGGCCAGUGAUGGCCGCCGCGUGGAUCUGGCGCGAAAAGGGGCUCAGGGAGAUGAGGCGGGACCUAGAUAAGCUGGAGAAGGAGGAAGCAGAGAAGGAGCUGAACAAGGGCAAUGUGGAGGCGAAAGCGAUCAAGGCUAGUGCUGUGGAGAGCGAUGCGGGCAGCGGGGUUGAGACGCCCUUGAAGAGGAGCAAGAAGAGCAAGACCAAGCCUAAACGGCUUGACUGAACGUCGGCCCUUCGCCGGAGGGUCACGCGAAUACUCAGCGCUGCAAUUAAUGGCCCACACCUAUGGUUCCCGCGACACACUUGCAGCCUGGACAACGGAGUGACGGCCGACGAUCCCUUGCGUAUCCCUUA